This is a messenger RNA of Sebastes umbrosus (honeycomb rockfish), 3351 nucleotides long. It is a transcript of the gene gcgrb, whose product is annotated as glucagon receptor b. Gene Ontology annotation, cellular component: plasma membrane. Gene Ontology annotation, molecular function: glucagon receptor activity; gastric inhibitory peptide receptor activity; peptide hormone binding. Lineage: Eukaryota; Metazoa; Chordata; Actinopteri; Perciformes; Sebastidae. Gene Ontology annotation, biological process: cell surface receptor signaling pathway; adenylate cyclase-activating G protein-coupled receptor signaling pathway. The record is from RefSeq and is a predicted model, not a curated record. The coding region runs from base 420 to 2018 and encodes 532 amino acids. The transcript is spliced from 14 exons.
UUCACCUACAGUCAGUCCGCUGCAACACGAGCAACAUAUACAUCUAGAAAAGUGAUUUAAGAAACAAAAGUGAGCCUGGACAGAAGCCCAACUGGACGAGGGGAAAGUUGAGAACUCACCAGCUCAGUCUUUCUUUCUUUCUUUCUUUCUUUCAGUCUGUCUUGUUUCUCUCUCUACCUGAGGACACGGUGAUGCUCUGUGGAGCUGGCCGUGCUCUGUGGACGGUAGGUGCGCUCCCUGCUGCGGAGGUGAUGGACCGGGCUGGGAGAUGAGCAGCGGGCGGUGUGGAGGUACCAGGGCCGCUAGAGGAGGUCUGGACGCUCAGGCCACGCGGUGAGAUAGCGCAGAGACCGCCUCAUGUGUCGGGCCUCCUCCGUGUUCUGGUCCCCACCGACCCCCAUCCUCCCUGCGUCAGUGGGAUGUCCCAGGUGUGUCUCCUCUUGGCCUUGCUUAUGCUCUGCAGCUGCACAAAGGUCUCCUCUACUAACUCCCUGGAGCUUGUGAAGGAGCAGUGGAGCGGCUAUAAAAACCAGUGCCUGGACUACAUCAACGUCACGCCCCCCGCCGCAGGGCUGGUGUGUAACAGGACCUUUGACCUGUACGCCUGCUGGCCUGAUGGACUCCCAGGAACAACUGUCAAUGUCUCCUGCCCGUGGUUCCUGCCAUGGUACCGCAAAGUUCAGCAGGGUCUGGUCUACAGAAUCUGCAAUGAAGAGGGUCAAUGGGCGCCAAAGAAUACCAGCGAGUGUGAGGACGACCCUGGUGAGCAGCAGUACGGCCGCAUCCUCAGUCAGUUACGGAUCAUGUAUACGGUGGGCUACUCGCUCUCCCUGGGAGCUCUGCUGCUGGCCCUGGGAAUCCUCAUCACCUUCAGGAAGCUCCACUGUAUGAGGAACAACAUCCACAUGAACCUGUUUGCCUCCUUCAUCCUGAGAGCCGUGUCCAUCCUGGUCAAAGACGCCCUGCUGACCCUCACACUGGACCCCCGGAGCAGCAGCGACAACCAGCAAGCCUGGAUCAACAUACCGGCUGUUACGUGGUGUCGAGGCGCCUUGGUGAUGAUGCAGUACAGCGUGAUGGCCAACAACUAUUGGCUGUUGGUGGAGGGCAUCUACCUGCACAGCCUGCUGGUCAUCACCGUGUUCAGCGAGAGGAAGUACUUCUACAUUUAUCUGGCCAUUGGCUGGGGUGCACCACUCAUAUUCGUGUUGCCGUGGAUCACAGUGAAAUAUCUGUACGAGAACGAUGAGUGCUGGGAGAGGAAUAUUAACAUGGGAUAUUGGUGGAUCAUUCGUUCUCCUAUACUGUUUGCUUAUCUGAUUAACUUCUUCAUAUUCAUACGAAUUAUCAAAAUCCUGAUGUCUAAACUCAGAGCUCAUCAGAUGAGAUACACUGACUACAAGUUCAGAUUAGCCAAAUCCACCCUGACUCUCAUUCCUCUGCUCGGGAUUCACGCCAUCCUCUUCACCUUCGUCAUCGACGAGUCCGUCCCUAAAGGCUCCAUGCUGCGCCUCAUUCGCCUCUUCUGUGACCUGCUGUUCAACUCUUUCCAGGGCCUGCUGGUUGCCAUUCUUUACUGCUUCGUCAACAAAGAGGUGCAGUCGGAGAUGCUGAAAAAGUGGAAGAGGUGGAAGCUGGGCAAGGACAUUGACGAGGAGUACCGCCACACCCACAGCCACACGCCGCACGUCAAGAGCGGCAGCAUCGCCACCGGCAAUCUGCCCUAUCUCCAUGAUAACAACGGCAGCGAACCCAGCGGGGAUUCGCCGCCCCUCAACAAAGCUGACGGAGACCCCUCCUGCUCCGCCGCACCUGAGGAGAACCGCCGACUGGUCGUCUCCUACAGCAAUGGGACGGGGAAAGGCGGGCCCGCCAAGAGCAGACACGCCCUGCAGUUCUCUUUCCUGCCACGGCGAGGCGCCAGCAGUCAUGUGAGCACUGCCACAGAGGACGUGUGUCUGGAGGAGAGAAUGCAGGGCCGCACAUACCCUCUGGAAGGAGAGGAGACAAAUGUCUGAGGACGUGACGGAAAACUCUCACUGAUUGUGCUCAUCGAUGUUUCGGAUCAGCGUUUAUCGCACGGCAAGAAGAGUGGGAGGGGAAGGAGGAAGUAACCCACACAGAUCAGGAUGUUUGAAUCUGCCCAGCUGCAAAUUAAUAUUUAUUGCUUUUGGGACCUUGAGCGAAAAAGAACGUAUUGACUUCAGACAUCAGGAAUGAUAAAAUAAAUGAAAAAGAAACUCUAGUGGUGGCCAGUGUGAAUGUGAAUGUGUGUGUUUGUGUGUGUGUGGGCAUAUGGAGGACUGCUAUUUCGACGCCGACCCCGCUCACAUCUUUCCAUCUGUAGCCUGCUGCUGUUGUGGUUGUGAGUCGCGCUUGUGUUGCGUGUCUGCUUGCAGCAAUGGACGCUCAUUUGUGGUACUCUCCGACAAAAAAACUCUCAAAAGUGUCAAAUUUUUUGUUUUUUUUUGGGGGUGGGAGGGGUUUCAUGAAACUGAAUGUGAACUUCAGUAUGCAUGACCCGUGACGUCUCGUUCAUAUCAGGAUGAAGGCAGAACUGAUAGACUCACGGACUCCGAUCACACAGUGCUGAAGUACAGUCGAAGACGGAUGCUUUGAUCUUCACAGAGACUAUGAUCUUUAAGUUAUUCUGGUUUUAAAUGACCAAAGCCAAACAAGAAAAUACUAAUACAUCCCGAUUUACAUCAAGGCAUCAAAUCCACACUUUCGUGCACAUUCCUUCCCUCCUUUUUGUCUAAUAACCCCUCCCUUCGCCUUUAUAAAACAGACUUUCCUGACUGAAUGUAUAUGAACAAUGGAGAAAUAAGGGUGAACAUAUUUAAGUGUAUAUAUGUAAUUAGAAUUAUGCCCACAGCACUUGCAUUUAUCCAGGGAGGAGACUUCAUUUGAAUUCUCGAUUUGUCUUCAUGCAGACUCGGAGUAAAAAUUCAUACUUGACACACGUUUAAUUAAUUGGAUGCAAACCAAUUUGGCGAAUGUGAUUUUUUUGGUGUUAUGAACCAAAGUACCUCCAGAUCAUCACACUGCUCCAGUCACAUGAUUUCAGUCAUACAGUAUUCUGUAGAAGGGAGGCAAACAUAAAGUGGUUGAAGUGGUUUUGUACACAACGGGAAAAAGUCCUUUUGUGUGGCGAAAAGGUUUUUCAUUUCAUAACAUAAUGAGAGGAUAUGGUUUGUUGAAAAAAGCAUUAACAACAGAAGAACAACCUGAUACUUAUUUUAGGGCUGUCAAAGUUAAUGAGAUAAUAACCUCACUAAUUUCUUUAACAUAUUAACGCAAUCGAUCUUUCAGAGGUUGUAGCGGGCUCAGUUUUAAAGCUAGAGUGAAGAU